Molecule: messenger RNA, 522 nt
Organism: Pseudomyrmex gracilis
Lineage: Eukaryota; Metazoa; Arthropoda; Insecta; Hymenoptera; Formicidae
Product: metalloendoproteinase 5-MMP-like
Exons: 1
Coding region: 1-522 (173 amino acids)
Biological process (GO): collagen catabolic process; extracellular matrix organization
Molecular function (GO): metalloendopeptidase activity
Source: RefSeq, a predicted model, not a curated record
AUGACGUCGCUCGCAUUGCCAUUGGCAUUUCUCGCGCUCCUCGUCGCGUUCACGACGUCGACGUCAAUCGCGUUGACGAGAUCGAUGACAAAUACGACAAAAAGGAGCGUUGUCGAUGGAAGAGAGACCGCUAUCGCGUUCCUACGCAAGUACGGUUACCUAGAGGACAACGUAGAUAACUCAUUGAUUUCCGAGGGCGCGUUGAAUCACGCUGUCUCGCUUUUUCAAGAAUUCUACAAUCUACUCACAAAUGGUGAAUUAAACAUGGAAACGAUGCGCACAAUGAACAGACCGCGUUGUGGAGUUCGAGACAUCCAGACGCGUUACUCGAACAAGGAGUACAUACACAAGUGGCCGACUACUCAUCUCACAUGGAACUUUUUGUUUGCUUCUAGAGCGAAUCUACAAAUAGCGGAGGCUGCGUUUGCUCUGUGGGCAGCGAAUUCAUCGCUGACUUUUACACGCAGCGUGCACAAUCCUAACAUAGUGAUUUCAUAUAAAGGUGGACGGCACACUAUGUGA